UUUUUGAAAUGCCUUUUGUGAAACCUAUGUACACAGUCCUCCACUGUUACUGUACAUAAUUAUAUAUUUGAAGAAGGAAUUUGACAAGUGAUUGUUAAUUCAAGAAAUCUUUGGACAAGCACUCACUUAUGUAUUGCUGUAGUGCACAAGAAAGCAAAAUGGACUAUAAGCGGCGCUUUUUGCUUGGCGGGUCCAAGCAAAAAGUGCAGCAACACCAGCAGUAUCAAAUGCCUGAGCUAGGCAGGACCCUGAGCGCACCGCUGGCAUCUACAACCCCAGCAUCCCCUUUGGUCUCCUCAGCUGCUGCGGGCAGCUGCAACCACCCUGUGUCCCACACUACUCCGAUCGCAGACAUCCAGCAGGGAAUCUCCAAAUAUCUGGAUGCACUCAACGUGUUUUGCCGUACAAGCACUUUCCUUACAGACCUUUUCAGCAGUGUAUUUAGGAACUCGCACUAUUCUAAGGCAGCUAUGCAACUGAAAGACGUGCAGGAACAUGUCAUGGAAGCGGCAAGUCGACUCACAGCAGCAAUAAAACCAGAAAUAGCAAAAAUGCUGAUGGAACUGAGUGCAGGAGCUGCAAACUUUAAAGAUCAAAAAGAGUUCAGCCUACAAGACAUUGAGGUACUUGGGCGAUGUUUCUUGACGGUGAUGCAGGUCCACUUUCAGUUCCUGUCACAAGCUUUGCAGAAGGUCCAGCCAGUAGCACACUCUUGCUUUGCUGAAGCUGUAGCUCAGGAGAGAAAGAACAUUAGUGGGGCUGGAGCCUCAAACUUAAGCCCCACAAAUGAGCUAGAAGAUGCAAUAAGAUCAUGGAGAGGAGCAGCAGAGGCCACAUCUCGACUGCGAGAAAGAGGCUGUGAUGGAUGUUUGGCGGGAAUUGAAGUUCAGCAACUUUUCUGCUCACAGAGUGUGGCAAUCCCUGAACAUCAGCUCAAAGAGCUAAACAUGAAAAUUGACAGUGCUUUGCAGGCUUACAAAGUGGCUUUGGAGAGUUUAGGCCAUUGUGAAUAUGCAAUGAAGGCUGGCUUCCACUUGAACCCAAAAGCUAUUGAAGCAAGUCUUCAGGGCUGUUGCAGUGAAGCUGAAGCCCAGCAAACAGGAAGGAGACAGACUCCAACUCAGCCAAUUCAGUGUGAACUGCCUACUGUACCUGUUCAGAUAGGAUCACACUUUCUGAAAGGAAUAUCCUUUAAUGAGUCUGCAGCAGAAAACCUGAAGCUGAAAACGCACACAAUGCUGCAGUUGAUUAAGGAAGCUGGAUGCCAUAAUGGACUUACACCACGGGAUGACUCUCCUGUUACUGAAGUACUAAAUCAGGUUUGCCCUUCCACUUGGCGAGGAGCCUGCAAAACUGCUGUACAAUUGUUAUUUGGCCAAGCUGGCCUGGUGGUUGUGGACACAGCACAGAUUGAAAAUAAAGAAGCCUAUGCUCCUCAGAUAAGUCUAGAAGGAUCCAGAAUUGUGGUGCAAGUUCCAUCAACUUGGUGUCUGAAAGAAGAUCCAGCAACAAUGUCUUUGCUACAGAGGAGUCUGGAUCCAGAGAAGACUUUGGGACUAGUAGAUGUGCUCUAUACUGCUGUGUUUGACAUACACAGGUGGAAGGAAGGAAGGGAGCAAGCUUUGCCUUGUAUUCAGAUCCAGUUACAGCGUGAUAUCUCAGACUUUGGGAAUCAAGUUGACAUGCCAUCCGGAAAUGGAAGCAAAUCUUCAGGUGGUCUACAAAAGACGUUCUCAAAACUGACUUCACGGUUUACAAAAAAAACUUCCUGCACCAGUACAAGUAAUACUGGAAGUUAUUCAAUCCCCAAUACACCUUCGAAAAAUGUCUUCAUAAGUUCCAACUCAGAGGAGAAAGUUAAAAUGCCCACUAACAUAGACGCACGGUUACAAAGCAUUUUGAACAUUGGUAAUUUUCCUAGGACUGCAGAUCCACUGCAGUCAAUUCAGAGCACAAAUAAUCAGCUAGUGAAUGGGUUUCUAGUUGAAAGACGGGACAACUUCUUCAAACCAGAGGACAGCAAGGAUGACAAAGGUAUGAAUUUGCCAACUGACCAAGAAAUGCAGGAUGUUAUAGAUUUCUUGUCUGGUUUUAACAUGGGCAAAUCCCAGCAGACUUCUCCAAUGGUGAAAAGAAGGAACUCUGUUGCAUCCUCUACAGCAACAGAACAAAAAUCAGGAACAGUACAACAGCAGCCCCAAUCUGUGUCUCACACACCACUGCAUCCUUCUCAGCAAGGCUUGUCACAGCAACAACAGUCGCAAAAGCAGCAGCAAAUGCAGUAUUACCAACACUUGCUUCAACCUAUUGGACCACAGCAACGUGUACCUGCCAAAUGGCUGACUAAUUCUUCACAGCAGCCAGCCCAAGCUGUUGGAGCUGGAUUGUCUCAUAUAAACCAGUGGAACAAUCCUGGUUUUUCAGAUUUAAGCUCUGAUUUGUACAGCUUGGGUCUUGUGAGCAGCUAUAUGGACAAUAUGAUGUCAGAGAUGUUAGGACAGAAACCACAAGGACCUAGAAACAACACAUGGCCAAAUCGUGACCAAACUGAUGGAGUGUUUGGGAUGUUGGGAGAAAUCCUGCCUUUUGACCCUGCAGUUGGCUCCGAUCCAGAAUUCGCCCGCUAUGUUGCUGGGGUCAACCAGGCUAUGCAACAAAAAAGGCAAGCACAGCAUGUCCGUCGUCCAAGCAACACGCGUAGCAACUGGCCUCUUCCUGAUGAUCCUCAUAAAACCUGGCCCUUUCCCGAGUAUUUCACAGAAGGUGAUGUGACAAAUAGCUGGUCUGGUACUCAAGGAGACUCUGCCAGCUCAAGUGAUGAGACCUCCUCAGCUAAUGGAGACAGUUUGUUCUCCAUGUUCUCAGGGCCAGACCUUGUUGCUGCUGUAAAGCAAAGGAGAAAACACAGUAGUGGCGAACAGGAACCUAGUACGCUACCAUCACCACCUCUUCUUUCUGCAGCAGAUGACCGUAAUCAGGAUAAUAAAACCAAAACCUGGCCUCCAAAGGCACCCUGGCAGCAUACAUCCUCUGUCACGAACACGCUACCCAGUCAGAGUACGUCUUUGUACCCUAUGAGCAGCCCUGUCAGCCAGUGGAGCGACACGAUGCAGAUCCUCCAGUCACCCAUGUGGGCAGCAGCCAACGACUGUGCUCCAGCAGCAGGAAUUUCCCCUAACUUUGCCUAUGCGCAGCAGCAGCAAUCACAACAACAGGCUUCCCAGCACAAACAGAUGAAUAAGGGCUUUAAAUCUUUUCCAGUAAAGCACGAACGCAGACCAUCUUACCUGCAUCAGUACUAAUUGCUUUUCAUAUUGGAAAAUGCAGCACAGGGCCAAACAUAAAUUACAUAUACUUUGUUUCACAAUUCUGUAUUGGCUAUAUCCUGUUUAUCUCAUUAAAUAUGGAUUUGAGGGGGUUUGGGUGAGAUACAUAAACUCUUGAAUUCUGAUUUACAGUGCUGAGCAAAUAUGGCCAGUAUGUAUGUAUGUUUGUACAUGAAACAGCCCAAAACUGUGAUGUAGAAAUGCUGUUAAAAAUGUGUAUAUUGCCUUUACUUUCAAAACCUUUUUUUUAAAAGAACUGCUGAAGGAUUACCAUACAAGAAACACUGUAUUUUAUAGCUAUUUUUCAUAUAGAUUUAUAGUUAACAUCUUACUGAAACACAUUGAAUAUGCUGAAGCAAAUGCAUAGUGGUCACUUUGCUCAACACUGUGUUUAAAUUUAUAAUGGACAAGCUGUAAAGCCUUUGUAUUCUCCAUAAAUGGCCUGUGGGCAGCUUUUUUUUUUUAAGUGAAGGGCAACAGCAGCUUUUUGUGUGCCACAGAAGUGAGUUCAUUAUGAAACUGUUGGAGAAAGAGUUGCGAAAUUGAGUUUUGUGGUAUUUUCCUUACUCUAAAGAUCAGCAGAACCACUCAACCUUGCGUCACAAAUGUUACCUGAGCUGCUUACAGUAGAUGGCAUCCAUGUGGAUAAUAUGACACUGGUUUUCAAAUAAAUACACCAUUUCUUACCGCUUCGUUUGGCCAAAGGCAUUAUCCACACAGUGUUCCUUAAGUGUGUGAAAGUAUAGCCUAAGAGACUACUUGCAUAUAUUUAAAGUCUUAUUUCAGAUGCUACAGUUGAUUAAAAAUUGUGAGCUGGCUCAGAAGAUACUAAACUGAAAUGUGGGGUAGCAGUUAGUUAAAAAAACAUUAUUUUUUUUAAAAGGAUAAAGUAAUUAUUUGCAGUCAAUAUGUGCCAUUAAGUGAACCUGUGGAAUUAGGAAUAAUCUUCCAACCAAAGUGGAUGCGGGAGAGUGACUGGUGCUUAAAAAAUCGAAGAACAAUGGUAAAUAUAUGUAUAGCUAUCCCACUGUAUAUUAAUUGAGAUUACAGAAGAUUCUUUAUAUAGUUAAAGCUUAUUUAAAUUUUCAUAUUUCAUCUUUGAAAGAGUCUAAAAACCACAAUAUUUUCUGGUAUAAGAGUUUUGACAGUAUUAAUCUUAUUUUUGUA
This is a messenger RNA of Gavia stellata (red-throated loon), 4493 nucleotides long. RefSeq names its product granule associated Rac and RHOG effector 1 (gene GARRE1). The transcript is spliced from 13 exons. Gene Ontology annotation, biological process: Rac protein signal transduction. NCBI's taxonomy places the organism in Eukaryota, Metazoa, Chordata, Aves, Gaviiformes, Gaviidae. The coding region runs from base 129 to 3302 and encodes 1057 amino acids. Gene Ontology annotation, molecular function: CCR4-NOT complex binding. The record is from RefSeq and is a predicted model, not a curated record.